Puccinia graminis f. sp. tritici CRL 75-36-700-3 is the source of this 243-nucleotide messenger RNA. RefSeq lists its product as uncharacterized. NCBI's taxonomy places the organism in Eukaryota, Fungi, Basidiomycota, Pucciniomycetes, Pucciniales, Pucciniaceae. The coding region runs from base 1 to 243 and encodes 80 amino acids. The transcript is spliced from 2 exons. The record is from RefSeq and is a predicted model, not a curated record.
AUGUCGAUAUCGGGAGACCUGUGCCGCCUCAGCCGCUGGACCUCAUCGAGCGACCGGGCAACAACCAGCUUGGAGCCGGAAGUGAAGAAGACCUCGUCCAAUCAGACAUCCACCAAGAUCCAGAAUCCAGUGUUACCAAUCCCAGGAGGGCUGAGAGACCCCACGAGGAUGCGUCGACCAGUGGACCAAGGAAUUCAUGAAAGCUCGUCUGGUUCAGAGAACUUGAAGAACGCUUUUGAUUGA